UCGGAAUUGCAGUGAAAGUUUGAUCGAAAGAUAAUAUUUUAUUUGCCUUUGUUAAAUCGAUGUUUUAAUGGCUUGUAUUGUACGUAAUAAAAGUGAUUCAAAAUCUUCGCAUGCGCUUGACUGAAGUAUUCGAAAGAACUAAGUUCGUUUCAUAGUGUAGCAAGAUUGAAUAAACACAAAUCAUUUAGGAAUGGCAGAUAUUAAACAAGAGCAUAAAGGCGAAGAUACUGAUAAUUAUGGAAUAGGUAAUAGUGCCGAACCAAAAAAUAUGCAAGAAUUGACGGAAUAUGUGCAAACACUAUUACAAAAUAUGCAGGGAAAAUUUCAAACAAUGUCGGAUCAAAUUCUUGGAAAAAUAGAUGAAAUGGGAAAUAGAAUAGAUGAUUUAGAGAAGAAUAUUACAGACUUAAUGACACAAGCUGGUGUAGAAGGAGGUGAAAAAUGAUUGUAUUUAUUGCAACAUUGACUUUAAUACAAAAACAGAAAUCUUUUUCGAUAUCAAUGAAUAUUAUUAUAUAAGAACAAUAUUUAUAUGUUAUUGGUAUGCACUUUUGGUUGUUAAAAAAAUAA
Eufriesea mexicana is the source of this 570-nucleotide messenger RNA. RefSeq names its product heat shock factor-binding protein 1. The transcript is spliced from 3 exons. Gene Ontology annotation, biological process: cellular heat acclimation. The record is from RefSeq and is a predicted model, not a curated record. NCBI's taxonomy places the organism in Eukaryota, Metazoa, Arthropoda, Insecta, Hymenoptera, Apidae. Gene Ontology annotation, molecular function: transcription corepressor activity. Bases 191 to 445 code for a protein of 84 amino acids. Gene Ontology annotation, cellular component: cytosol; nucleus.